AUGAUGAACGGCAAUGAUAGUCCAUCAACAGGUCAUCAAUCUUUUAAAACUAAACUUGUGUAUUCGUUAGUGACAAGACAUACAAAAAAUAGUAUAACUGAAGAAAAAUCAAUAUUCAUGCCAAUUCAACAUUUUCCGUUGGAAACAACUAAUUGUACUCCAUCACCAUCAAUUCAAAUAACCAAUGGAACCGAAUGUAAAGUAUUGAUUGCUAUUACUGUUCCAACACGUAAUUGGAAAUAUAUAUUCAAAGUACGUACAGAUAUAUUAAUUGGUGAAUUAAGAAAACAAGCUAUAGAAACAUAUAAUUUAAAAGAAUUAGAUUUUAUUAAUUAUGGUUUAUAUUUACCACCAGAAAGUGGAAAAAAAGGCAAAUUUUUACAAGAUGAAAGAACAAUAUCUGAAUAUCCACAAUUAGUUGCUACAAAAUUAAAUUCAUAUCAUGAUAAUCAUUCAUUAUUACAUGAAAUAGAAGAGAAUCAAUUCAAUGGAUUAAUGAAUGAUAGAAAAUCUAAAGAACCUGUUGUUUUAGAGCUUCUACCAAAAAUUCGUUUUGUUGAAGAAUAUCGUCUAGAAGGAUCCAAAUCAACAACUAAACGAAUUCAUUCAAAACAUCAUCAAAAACGCUUAUUAUCUGCUAUAAAACGUAAUGAUAUCGGACGUGUGACAGAUUUAUUGGAACAAGGUUUAGAUCCAAAUUUUCAGUAUCCAUCUAGUGGAGUAAUACCAUUAGGUUGUGCAGCAGAAUUAAUUGAUCCACGUGAAAUGAUUUUACAACUUGUUAAUGCUGGAGCACAUUUAGAUUAUCGUGAUUCCGAUACAAUGACAGCAUUACAUAGAGCUGCAAUUAAUGGAAAUUUAAAAGCAAUUGAGGUAUUUUUAGAAUUGGGACAAAAUCCUAAUGUACGUGAUAAAAAUGAUUUAACACCAUUAUAUUAUGCUUGUUCAGAAGAUAUUCAACCAGAAUGUAUACAACGUUUAUUAUUUGAUCAUGCUAUACUUGGUGUAACUGAUGAUAAAGGUAGACAAGAAAUUCAUCAAGCUUGUUUAAAUGGUCGUAGUAAAACAUUAAAACAAUUAAUUAUAUAUGGAGCUGAUUUAAAUGCUCAAGUUGAAAAUCAUAAUACACCAUUACAUUUAUGUGUAUUAGCUGAUGAAAUAGAUUGUUUAAAUAUAUUAUUACGUUAUGGUGCAUCACCAACUAUAAUUAAUUUAUCUGGACAAACUCCAUAUGAAUUAGCUAUACUUAUUGAACGUAUGAAUUUAGCGCAUAUUUUACAAAAUUUUGAUGAAAAUCAAAUUCAGGGAAUUGAUCAAAAACCUGUAUACAAUAAAGAUAGACGACCAACAAUUCAUGGACCAAGAGCAGUGUAUGACAGUGUUCACUUUCCUCAAUAUAAUAAUAAUAAUAAUAAUCAUAGUAACCAUAGUAACAGUAAUAAUAAUAAUAAUAAUAAUAAUAAUAAUAAUAAUGGUAACACAAUAAGUACAUGUAAGCCAAAUAAACCAAUGUCAGUAGACAGAGAAUUACCUCCAACUCCUUAUCAAAGAUGUUUAUCAUUCGACAUGAAUGAUUUAAGACAAUUUACACCAAAACGAAUCAAUCAAUAUGUAUUACAUCAUCAUAGAAUUGAUUUUCGAACACCAGAUAUUGUUAGACGUAAUAAUGUGGAUAAAAAAGAGGCUACUACUAAUACUACUACUAAUACUACUACUAAUACUACUACUACUACUACUACUACUAAUAAUAAUAAUAAUAAUAAUAAUAAUAACAGGCCAUCAUUACCUAUUCGACGACAAAUGACAUAUAGUAAUGAUAAUGAUAAUUAUGAAGGAACUAUUUAUAAUGAUAAUAAUUCACAAGAUAUUCUCAAAUUUUCUCGAAGAUUACAUUUCUUAAGACAACGUUAUCCAAACUAUCGUAUACGUUCAAUUAUUUUGGAACGUGGAAUAACUGGUUAUGGUUUUAUUAUGCAAGGAUCAGAUAAUUUCAAAGAACGAUCAUUUAUUGCAUACAAUUUACCCAGUCAAAGGAUUUUAAAUGUUCAACCAAAUAGUAAAGCGGAAAAAGCUGGACUUUUACCAGGCGAUUAUAUACUUGAGAUUAAUGGUAUAGAUGUUUAUGAUGCAACGCAUACACAAGUUGUUGAUUUGAUUACAACAACACGAGAUAUGUUACAUUUAAAAAUUAUUAACUUUCAACAGUUACCAGAAAUUCAAUCAAGAGUUAUUAACGGUAAUCAUAAUAAUAGUAAUAAUAAUAUUAUUAUUACGAACACAAAUCUCAACUACAAUAAUAACAAUACUAGAAUCAUGCAUCGAACUAGUUUUUUACGUGCUGAUCUUAGACGACGUAAUACACAACGUUCUACAAGUGUUGAUAUGGCAUGGAAUACUCGACAGCUUAGUAUUGAUAAUAAUACAAUGGAUAAUAAUCAUAACAUCACUACUACUACUACUAAUACUAAUACUACUACUAUUACUACUAUUACUACUAAUAAUAAUGGUAGUAGUAAUAAUAAUGACCAACUGAUCAAUACUAACUACAAAUCCAUAUUACCAUAUGAACAACAUUUUCGUCCGUACAGUGCCGUUGGUAAUAGGAAUAAUAAUAAUCACUAUCGUCGAUCCAUUCAAUCAUUGAAUAUUAGUAAAACUAAUUAUUUAGAAAGAAAAUCUCAAUCAGCUGUUUUAAUCAUUAAAGAUGAAACUGAACAGUUGAAAAAUUCAUCAAGAACAACAACAACAACAACAACAGCAACAUUGCAACCACAGUCAACAACAACAGAAUCACAAGCACAGUCAACAACAACGAAAACAUCAUCAUCACCAUCAAAUUCAUCACCAUCAUCAUCAUCAUCAUCAUCAUCAUCAUUUUCACCACAUAUCAAUAAAACAUAUACUGAUAUUACUCAUUUCAAUUAUAGUAGUCAUUAUAAUAAACCACUUGAAUGUAACAUAUCAAAAUCAUCAAAUUCCUUGUUAUCCAAUGAAUUGAAAAACUCUGAACUUGAUUCAUCAACAGCAACCACAACCACAACAACAACAACAACGACGACAACAACAACCUUGCAUAAUGAAUUAACUAAUGGACAAGAUAAGCAUAAAUUCGGUACGAAAUCAUUAUCACCUUUAACAACCACAACAAGAACACCACCACCACCACCAACACCACCAUCGUCAUCAUCAUCGACAUCAUCAUCAUCAUCAUUCUCUACCCAACAUCUUUUAUAUUCAUCAUCAUCAUCAUCAUCAUUAUCUUUAUCAUCAAAAUAUAAACAAGAUAAUAAUAAAGAUAAUAAAAUGAUGAAUACAUUAAAACCAUAUCAUAAUGAUCCAUUUAAUCAUAAAUGGGAUUCUGAAUCAGAUCUAUUAAAUAUAUCAGAAAUUAGUGAGAUUUCUGUUAUAUCUAUGAAUAAUGAAACAUUGAAUAAUAAUAUUAAUAAAAUGAUAGACUAUGAGAAACAAUCAAAUACCAUGAAACCAUCAACAGUUCACUUAUUAACACCGUUAUUAUUGUCGUCGACGCCGACGUCGACGUCGAUGUUGUCAUCAUCAUCAUCAUCAUCAUCACCAGUAAAAAAUAAAUUUACAAAUAAAGUAAACUUUAAUAUGAAUGGUAAAUUGAGAUCAAUACAAUCGGAACCAUAUCUUCAUCAAAUGAAAACUGAAAGGAACAAUGAUAACAAUAAGAAUAAUUAUACUAAUCAUUCUUGUAAUGAUAUCGAAGCCUCUACUGAACAAAAUGCUCCAAUCAAUAAUAACUUAAAAAUAAAUGGUCAUGAAAUCGAUGAUGAUGAAUCAGAUUCAUGUUUAAUUUAA
Messenger RNA from Schistosoma spindalis, 3822 nucleotides. NCBI's taxonomy places the organism in Eukaryota, Metazoa, Platyhelminthes, Trematoda, Strigeidida, Schistosomatidae. The record is from the annotation of a GenBank genome assembly.